AUGUCCUCUCACUACCCCACCUCCACCCUGAUGUCCUCUUACUACCCCACCUCCACCCUGAUGUCCUCUCACUACCCCACCUCAACCCUGAUGUCCUUUCACUACCCCACCUCCACCCUGAUAUCCUCUCAACACCCCACCUCCACCCUGAUGUCCUCUCACUACCCCACCUCCACCCUGAUGUCCUCUCACUACCCCACCUCCACCCUGAUGUCCUCUCACUACCCCACCUCCACCCUGAUGUCCUCUCACUACCCCACCUCCACCCUGAUGUCCUCUCACUACCCCACCUCCACCCUGAUGUCCUCUCACUACCCCACCUCAACCCUGAUGUCCUCUCACUACCCCACCUCCACCCUGAUGUCCUCUCACUACCCCACCUCAACCCUGAUGUCCUUUCACUACCCCACCUCCACCCUGAUAUCCUCUCAACACCCCACCUCCACCAUGAUGUCCUCUCACUAUCCCACCUACACCCUGAUGUCCUCUCACUACCCCAUCCACCCUGAUGUCCUCUCACCAUCUCUUCCACCCUGA
This is a messenger RNA of Haliotis rufescens (red abalone), 537 nucleotides long. RefSeq names its product nuclear pore complex-interacting protein family member B11-like. The record is from RefSeq and is a predicted model, not a curated record. The coding region runs from base 1 to 537 and encodes 178 amino acids. Lineage: Eukaryota; Metazoa; Mollusca; Gastropoda; Lepetellida; Haliotidae. The transcript has a single exon.